GAAACUUGGAUUCCCCAAAAGGACAGGUGGCAGAUUUCAAAGAAAGAGAAAGCUGUCCAUUAUGAAUCUUAAACUAAGACUAUGGACCAUUCUGUGGUUCCCCCUGUACUUUUUGAUAAAUGUGUACAGUGCCCUUGUAUUCAUACCAUGGUAUUUUCUUACAAACGUUAAGAAGAAAAAGGCUAUGGCAAAGCGCUUAAAAGCUAAGCCCAUCUCCGACGGCCCCGGCGGUCCGUACCGAUCCAUUUCGCAUCUGGAAUCAUUAGCCACUAUAGACUUUCCUGGCGCAGACACACUGGACAAAUUGUUCGACCUUGCAGUGACGAAGUUUGGGAAGAAAGAUUGUCUUGGAACGAGGGAGCUCCUGAGUGAAGAAAAUGAAAUGCAGCCAAACGGAAAAGUUUUUAAAAAGUUAAUCCUAGGCAACUAUAGAUGGCUGAACUAUGAAGAAACCAACCGGAAAGUGAACCACUUUGGGAGUGGGUUAGCCACACUUGGACUGAAGCCCAGGAGCACCGUUGCUGUGUUCUGUGAGACCCGGGCCGAGUGGUUUAUUGCCGCCCAAGCCUGCUUCCGAUACAACUUUCCUCUUGUUACAUUAUACGCCACCCUUGGAGAAGAGGCAGUGACCUAUGGAUUAAAUGAAUCUGAAGCAUCGUUUCUAAUCACUAGCUUAGAUCUUUUGGAAGGCAAACUGAAGAAUGUACUGUCAAAAAUUCCCUGCCUCAAGUACAUCAUUUAUGUGGAUAACAAGGCUGUCAAUAAAUCAGAGUAUCCUAAAGGGCUGGAGAUUCAAAGCAUGCAAGCAGUAGAACAACUCGGGGCCAAACCAGAAAACUCAAGCAUCCCUCCAUGUCGCCCUGUUCCUACAGACAAGGCCCUAGUAAUGUAUACCAGUGGCUCCACCGGGAGGCCAAAAGGGGUCAUGAUGGUACAUAAAAACUUGAUAGCGGGAAUGACUGGACAGUGUGAGCGAAUACCUGGCCUGGGACCCAACGACACAUACAUUGGCUACUUGCCUUUGGCUCAUGUAUUAGAACUGACAGCAGAAAUUUCCUGUAUCACAUACGGCUGCAGGAUUGGCUAUUCCUCUCCGCUCACCCUGUCAGACCAGUCAAGCAAAAUUAAAAAGGGAAGCAAAGGAGACUGCACCGUUCUGAAGCCCACUUUGAUGGCAGCUGUGCCUGAGAUCAUGGAUCGAAUUUAUAAGAAUGUUAUGAGCAAAGUUCAGGAGAUGAACUAUUUCCAGAAAACAUUGUUCAAGAUAGGAUAUGACUAUAAAUUGGAGCAAAUAAAAAGAGGUUAUGAUGCACCUCUGUGUAACUUGCUGCUGUUCAAAAAGGUGAAGGCCCUCCUUGGGGGGAACGUACGCAUGAUGCUCUCAGGAGGGGCCCCUCUGUCACCUCAAACCCAAAGGUUCAUGAAUAUCUGCUUCUGCUGCCCUGUGGGCCAAGGCUACGGCCUGACGGAAACCUGUGGAGCAGGCACAAUCACGGAAGUAACUGACUACAGCACUGGCAGAGUUGGAGCGCCUCUCCCCUGUUGCGAGAUUAAACUCCGAGACUGGCAAGAAGGGGGCUAUACGACAAGAGACUUGCCAAACCCCAGGGGAGAGAUUGUAAUUGGAGGGCCCAACGUCUCUGUGGGGUACUUCAGAAAUGAGGAGAAGACAGCUGAAGAUUUCAUCGUCGAUGACAAUGGCCAGCGGUGGUUUUGUACUGGAGACAUUGGAGAAUUUCAUUCCGAUGGUUGCCUGCAAAUCAUAGAUCGUAAAAAAGACUUGGUGAAGUUGCAAGCAGGGGAAUACGUGUCUCUUGGCAAAGUUGAGGCAGCCCUGAAAAACUGUCCCCUUAUUGACAAUAUCUGUGCUUAUGCCAAAAGCAACCAGUCUUACGUUAUCAGUUUUGUGGUUCCCAACCAGAAGAAACUAACAGCACUUGCUGAACAGAGGGGGGUGUCUGACAGCUGGGUAAACAUCUGUAACAACCCUAUCAUGGAAUCAGAAGUUCUGAAAGCGAUUAAGGAUAUGGCUAACAAAAUGAAGCUGGAAAGAUUUGAAAUCCCCAUCAAGGUGCGUCUAAGCCCUGAGCCCUGGACUCCAGAGACAGGAUUGGUCACAGAUGCGUUCAAACUGAAAAGGAAGGAGCUGAAGAACCAUUACCUCAAUGACAUUGAGCGGAUGUACGGAGGGAAAUAAAUCUCCAAACCCCCUUGCGUCAGAAACCGUGCGUUGUUUCUUCUAGAACUGAGUGGCGAAUUAGUUUCCCAAAGAGUGGUGGCAUUUCCGAACGGAAGUGGCGUUUCAUAAAACAGUUGAAAAUUGCACUCUGUUGCAAAGAAGGAAUGACUGCGCUGGCUUUCUGUGCUGCGUGUCCAAGAUCCUGCCGAAACGACUGACCCACUGCCGCUGUUUCAUUAGACCACUCCCAGUUCCCAAGGGCCGUGUUCCCACGAAACUCCCUCCGUGGAUAAACCAGUGUUUCUGCCUUUGAAUUCUGGCUUCUCUCAUUCCAAAGCGGUUAGAUCAGCUUUGCGGAUCCCAACGCGAUGCUUUUAAGAUGGAUGAAAACGAGCUGGUGGUUAAGGCGACACCCUUGACCAGAAAAGGCUUUGGGAGGGCAGAACCGAGUCCUUCCCAAGCACUGCUCCGAAAAUGGCUAUCUCAGGUCCUUUGCUAGUGUGGCUGUCAUUGGUGGCACGAAGGGAUGAAGAGGGAUUCCUCUUGUGAAAAGGGGGCUUUCACCCAGCCGCAAACUGACAGUCCAACACAGCCACAACUCCCAGCGGGGGUCUUGCACCACAUGCCAAACCUACUCCCUCCCGCAGUUUAAUGAUCACCGGCACCAUCAUGCCCAUCUCUGCAAUGAAAUUGUUCCCAAAGUUUCUGAAUUUUUAUUGCUGAUUCCAUGAACAGGCACUGUAGGCAGUAGGCCGUAGUUUCAGCUGCUAAAGAGAAUAUUGGUGGCACUUUUUAAAGCCACGUUUUGCUCCUGUGUCGAAAAACUUCUUUCACUGCCAUUUGGUGAGCACAGACUAACUCCUAUUUAUUUAUUUUUUCCACAAAUUGUUAUGUUCUAUACAAAAAGAGGGAAGAAAGGCAUGGCAGUAUACAAAUAUUUAAGAGUGCCUAAAGAAGAAACUAUCCUCAUGUACAAGCAGAGGUAAAUUAAGACAUUCCAAUCAAAACAUUUCAAGCCCUCUUUCGAAAGGUGACAAGUUGAUGACUUUUGCCAUCUCUUGCAUUGCUUCGUUGGCUUGUGGUGAGAACACUGGCAUUACCGCCACAAUAAUGCUGGCAUCUUUUCCGACCAUUUAUUUAUUUGCACUCACUUCCUUUAAAAAUCAGUGGAACAAAACAAGUCCUGUGGCUAAAGCAGUCCGCGUACUGUCUGUUUUUGCCGAGUGUGAUGCUUUGGAAUGUAUGCGCCUGUUCCUCUAAGCACAUCCGCACCACAGAUAAAAUCUUUGGUUAUUGCUGGUUGUGGUUUUUGUUUUGUUUUUUUAAUUUGAAAAGGGCAUUUUAAUUUAUCUUUGACUAUAUCACAUAAAGCAAAUCACCUAUUGAAAUGGAUUUCUCUUAUAUGCGAGUGAUGUAUGUAGCCUUGGGAACUUUUUGUUUUAAAGUGUUUGUAAAGGGAAAGUUUUUGUCUGCUAUUUUUAUUUAAAAACUGGAAAUCCUUGAUGUAUUGAGGAUGGGUGGGAGAAAGAAAUAGGACCGCAGUCUCCUAUGUGUUCCGUGUGCAUUAUCCAACAGAACGUCUUUCGUGCGCUGGGCCUCUCUAUUCUUGCUAGUAGUUCACACUUGAAACAGAAAUGCUGAAAAGCAUGUGUCGAUGAUGGGAUCCUGUUCUACUGUGCACUUUUGAUCCUUUUCUGUAUGUUGCUUCCAUUUUCGUACAGAUGUGGCUCUUGGUUGCAAUGUGUUACCCUUUGAUGGCUCUAAAGUAUUUAUAAAAUAGAUUUCCUUUUAUCCAUUAUACUUUAAUGUGUAUAUUAUGGUAAAAAAGAAAAAUAAUUGGAUAUUGUUUGGAAAAUGAAAGAAUUUUUGUAUGAGAUGUUGUCCAAUACACAGCCGUUUUAAACGCAA
This is a messenger RNA of Candoia aspera, 4087 nucleotides long. It is a transcript of the gene ACSL4, whose product is annotated as acyl-CoA synthetase long chain family member 4. The transcript is spliced from 14 exons. Gene Ontology annotation, cellular component: plasma membrane; lipid droplet; endoplasmic reticulum. The record is from RefSeq and is a predicted model, not a curated record. Gene Ontology annotation, biological process: neuron differentiation; long-chain fatty acid metabolic process; long-chain fatty-acyl-CoA metabolic process. Gene Ontology annotation, molecular function: arachidonate-CoA ligase activity. Bases 62 to 2197 code for a protein of 711 amino acids. Lineage: Eukaryota; Metazoa; Chordata; Lepidosauria; Squamata; Candoiidae.